AUUAAAUAUAACGUUGAAUAAUUUUAUAAACUAUUAUUAGUAAAAACAACGUAUCGAAUAAUAAUCAUAUAAAAUAAUUAAUCAAAUAGGUGCAAAAGUUGAUUGUUUCAGAAUACAAUAUAAAUAGUUUCACGUGUAUAUUAUACAAAAAAUAAGAUAGAUAAAAUAAGAAAACAAUGGAUACUUCGUUAAAAACAGGUGAUCAUAAUUCAGAUCAUGCUGUAGCAGGAGCUCUUAGUGGCUUUGUAACAAGAUUUAUUUGUCAACCGUUAGAUGUUGUAAAAAUUAGAUUUCAGCUACAAGUUGAACCUAUUACUAACCAUCAUGUUAGUAAAUAUCGUUCUGUAGCACAAGCAUUUUUCUUGAUAUUUAAGGAAGAAGGAAUUUUCGCAUUAUGGAAAGGACAUGUUCCUGCUCAGUUACUUUCAAUUACAUAUGGAAUGGGGCAGUUUUAUUCAUAUCAUAUGUUUAUGAAAGCAUCUGAUAAUUUUUCACUGUUAAAUGAAUGGAAAUAUUCAAUGAAAUUUGUAGCAGGAGCAGGAUCUGGCCUUGUAGCUACAACUUUAUCAUUUCCUUUUGACACUAUAAGAACCAGAUUAGUGGCACAAUCGAGUAAUCAUCAAGUAUACAAAGGAAUAUUUCAUUCUUGCACUGCUAUUCUUCAACACGAAUCACCAAAAACUUUUUUUAAUGGUCUAUUACCGACUUUAUUGCAAAUUAUACCGCAUAGUGGUCUACAGUUUGCAUUUUAUGGACUUUUCACUGAUACAUAUAAAAGAUAUAACAAUGAAACAAAUACAAGUUUUACUAAUUCCAUGGUAUCUGGUAGUGCAGCUGGUAUAUUAGCUAAAACUGCGAUAUAUCCGUUUGAUCUCAGUAAAAAAAGAUUACAGAUACAAGGAUUUGAACAUGGUAGAAAGAAUUUUGGUGCUUUUUUCCAUUGUUCAGGACUUAUAGAUUGUCUCAAAGUGACAUUAAAAACUGAAGGUGUAAGGGGGUUAUUUAAAGGUUUACUACCAAGUCAGUUGAAAGCUGCAGCAACAACAGCAUUACACUUUACCGCAUACGAACAAAGUUUAAUACUAAUAAAAACAAUUAGACUAUAUACUUCAGAAAAAUAAAAUGAUUAGAAUGCCAGAUGAUAGUUUAAGAAUCAAAUAUAUUACUAUUGUCAUUUGUAUACAUUUAUAUAGUAAUAUAAAAACAACACUUAUUUAUACAAUAGAUACAUGAAAGUAAUAAAUAAUCUUUGUUUAU
Hylaeus anthracinus is the source of this 1257-nucleotide messenger RNA. RefSeq names its product mitochondrial thiamine pyrophosphate carrier-like. Gene Ontology annotation, molecular function: thiamine transmembrane transporter activity. Gene Ontology annotation, cellular component: mitochondrial inner membrane. Gene Ontology annotation, biological process: thiamine pyrophosphate transmembrane transport. The transcript has 5 exons. Lineage: Eukaryota; Metazoa; Arthropoda; Insecta; Hymenoptera; Colletidae. The record is from RefSeq and is a predicted model, not a curated record. The coding region runs from base 177 to 1121 and encodes 314 amino acids.